Messenger RNA from Hyla sarda, 1395 nucleotides. RefSeq names its product P43 5S RNA-binding protein-like. Bases 226 to 1323 code for a protein of 365 amino acids. NCBI's taxonomy places the organism in Eukaryota, Metazoa, Chordata, Amphibia, Anura, Hylidae. Gene Ontology annotation, cellular component: nucleus. Gene Ontology annotation, biological process: regulation of transcription by RNA polymerase II. The transcript is spliced from 9 exons. The record is from RefSeq and is a predicted model, not a curated record.
AGUUUCUGUGCCAAACACAUGCGACAAAUGUAGGAACAAAAUAGAUUACAACAUGAAUUAUACAUUCACCCCCCCCCAGUAUAUCGCCUUGUGAUUUGCACCUGAACUAGAUUUGGCUGCAGCUCGUUCUGUCUCGUUAGAUCACCUGGGCCGGGGCGGCAGGGCAUAUAACCUGCAGGAUAGGAGCUGGGAGGGGGCAGUGUGUGCGGAUCAGAAGAACAAGAGAUGCAAAACCAAGUGGCUAGUGGGAAGGGAAAGAAGCCUGUGCUUAGCUGCCCCUCUGUAGGGUGUCCGGCCAAAUAUAGGAAACAAAUAAGGCUGCGAGAGCAUGUGGCCAAACACACCGGACAGAAACCAUGGCGCUGUGAUAGACCAGGGUGUGGUAAAGCCUUUUUCCACAGACCCCAGUUUCUAAGGCACUGGCAGAAACACCUGGGACUGAAGAAGUAUAUCUGUCCAUCUGCUGACUGCCGGGCUGCGUUUAUGACAAAGGACAACCUGAAACGUCACCGAAAGUAUAAACAUGCGGUGGCUGACCCCUUUAAGUGCUCGGAGAAGGGGUGUACAAAGACCUUCAGAAAGAAAAAGGCCUUAAAGCAGCACCUCCCAGAACAUGGCGGGGAACCUCAGUUUCGCUGUGACCAGCCCGGCUGUGAAUGGAAGUCCAACUCUAAAGCCAAACUUGCAGGCCAUAUUCGGCGCCAUAAUGGUUACAGGUGUCCUUUCCAAGGAUGUCAAACCACCUCUCCAACAUGGUCUGCCCUGCAGAAGCAUCGCAAGACUCAUCAAGUGGACUUUAAAUGUGCUGAGUGCAAAAAGCCCUUCAAGAACAAGAGCAUCCUGAGGAGGCACAAACUAACCCACAUGAUCAAACCUCCGGUCUACACCUGCCCCCGUGAGGACUGUAAGCAGACGUUUACCAUGGUCUUCAAUCUGACUCAUCAUGUGCGCAAGAACCAUCUCUGUCUGCAGCCGUACCGCUGCUACCACGCCGGGUGCGAACGCACUUUUGCGAUGAGGGAAAGCUUGCUUCGUCAUCUUGUUGUGCAUGAUCCAGAGAGGAAAAAGCUGAAGCUUAAAUUCAACCUCAACCCCAAAAAGAGGAACAUGAGAAGAGCCCAUCGCCCAUUGCCGAUUGUGGAGCAAAAUCUAAGUCGCCUCUUUAAUCUGAAACUUGGUUUCCGGCGCAAAAUCCAGCUGGAGAGCAACCUUUCUGGCCUGUUCAAUGAGCGAAAGCUGCGGGAUCCUGCAGAGCCGGAGGUGAACCUGAGCGACCUGUUCCAGCUGCCUCCUGCCCGGGCCAGGACCGAAAAAGCUGCCUGACCACACAAAGGUCCAGAUUAGAGAUGAGUGAACUUACAGUAAAUUCGAUUCGUCAUGAACUUCUCAGCUCGG